CCGUGGUAUUUCUAUCCACAGAUCCAAUAAAAAUUAUUAAUACGAAUAAUAAGUUAAGUAGUUUAAAGGAAUUAAUUUUCGCGGGUUUUUAUCAUUUACAGCAAUUUUUUUUUUUUUGAUUUGCGUAGAACUAAAUAUAAUUUGUAUGUGAAUUUCACCUACAUAAACGCUCUUGGAAAAAGAUACAAAUUGAGAAACAAAAUGUCAACAAAUCCUUUUCUCACAAAAUUCGUUAAAAUUGUUUCUCGCGAAAAUUAAAUUUUGUUUUCAAACAAUUUCUCGCGAAAAUUAUUUUCCUUUAGGUAGGUCGUCGAUCAUAUUUGUGUUUUGUUUCGUUUGUUUUUAAGCCAAAGAGGCUUCCUUUCUCUUUCAGCCAAUUCAAAAUAAACACUGGAAACGAGGUUGAUUUAGAAAAUAACAUUUAAACUUUGGAAUGUAGGUUUUAAAAAAGGUUUUAGGUCAGGAAUAUUUAGGCCAGGAAUAUUUAGGCCGGUUAUUUAAGCAUUUUAGACUGAUAUAAACUGAAAAUUUUUUUUGGAAUAUUAUAUGCAGAAAAACAGUCAAUACUGUUCAGAAAAAAGUAUCAAGUUUUAAUUUCGAUAAUUAUUUUUCUGAUUUUUCGCGCGCCAUGCUAAACAUGUUAAAAUCAUACGCCCUGCUAAGCCAUUAUAAGCGCAACUAAUGUUUCGUCCUGCUUGGUUGAUUUUCACAGAAAAUAUUAUGCCGAAUCUGAGCUCGUGCAGCUGCAGAGGCCUGCACAAAAACUCAUGGAGACUCUCCCUAUAAUGUUUAUACUCGAUUUACAAUUCUUACUACAGGGAAAUAGAUAGGGUUGACUCUAUGGCAACAUCAAAUCAAAUGUGAACUAUUCAACAGCUUAAUUAUUAUUAUGGUUGGAAUUAGAAUAUUUAUAAUACCAUGGUUUGUUUUAUCUGUUGCGAACUUUCUAUACGUAACUGCAAAUCUCGAUGGAUUGUGUGAACAGCAAGCUAAAAGUGCUUUCAGUUUGAUCAUGUUUGGGCAUUCUCACGACAAGGAUCAUUGUCAUCGUCUUUGCUGUGGUAAACGCAACUGUCACGUGUCUAUUUUCUCGAAGAAACAAUGUUUUGGUGUACAUUGUAAACAUCCCAAACUUUGUGCAACCAUCACUAAACAACUGGGUGACUUCGAAGGACAUAGAGUGGACAGAAGAUCGACAUUUUCACAUGCAAUUCCUAUAGGCAGUACCACAUCAUCACUUUUAUCCCAGCACAAUAAAAGGUCUCUAGAAGAAGAUGACAGCGAUGCCUCUGAAGAUGAUGAAGAAAAUCCUACAUGUGCAGCUGAUUUUAAAAAAUCGUUUAUCCCCAGUCGAAAAAAAGGUUUUAAAUUUAUUAAACUUCCUCACAAAAGCAACCUGCUGGCGUGCAGUGAUCAAUGCUGUGGGACUGAUGAAUGUGUUUUAGCAUUCACGAUUAAAAAUUCAUGUUAUGGUGUGAUGUGCUCGCUCGGUGAAAAUUGUCAUUCGGUACGAGAUAAGCUACCGCAUUCAAGUAUUGCUGUUGCACUGAAGUUGAAAGAGUCCCUACACAAGAAAACCAAGCACAGAAAACAUCAAAAACACAAGAAUCUCGAACAAUCCCACGAUUAUGAGACAAAAGAAAAUGGUGAUAAUGAUGAUGAUCAUGAUGAUGCUGAUGACGAAAAAGAAGAGGAAAAGCAAAAUGAGCAAAGACUAAAAAAGCCCAAAAAUCAUGAAUUUUUUCCAAAUUAUCAGUUACUGCAUCAGAUAAAUUCUGGCAUUUCUCAGUUAGAUGAUGAAAAAAUGGGAAAAGUUAAGGAAUCCGUUCCCUUGCAUCCGACCAAUGUAAUGUCGUAUAAUACACCUGUAGGUAAGCAUUUAAGGAAGCACCAUAAGCAUAAACACAAGUUUGACAGCAACAACCUGGAUGAGGAGAGUAUGACCCUCUUCUCGGAUCAAGCUACAAAAAGAACAAAAGUAUACCUUGAUACGGAAGGCGAAGAUACAUCUCGGGAAGAACAAGAAAAGUUGUCUCCUGAAGCAAUAGGUUUUGAUAAACCUAUGGUUACAUCUCCUUAUCAGCCAACUACAACCACCACCUCAAGAGCUAGUUCUAGUUCUACAACUAUGCCUAGUACAACAACGUCUACCUCCACUGUUGCUCCUACCACCACAACAACUUCGACUACUACUACGACGGUGACCAGUUCUUCAACAACAACAACAACCUCAUCUGUUGCCAUGACAACUAAUCAGCAUUCGCCAAACGCAUCGACAACUGCUCAUUCGUCGUCAAAAACCACAAAAAAGCCUACGGAAGACAUUUUGCUGAAACGAAUUGAGAGCUUGGAACAAAAAUUAGAAUCCAAAGUUGGACAAUCAAAAGGCAAAAAAUCUCAUCAUAAAAAUAAAAAAAAAUUAAAGAAGAAAGGGAAAAAGAAGAAUAAAAAAGAGGAGAUGAAGAAGAAGAAGAAGAAAAAGAAAAAGAAGAGAAAGAUUGGAAAAAAAGUUGAGGAAUUUGAAAGUUCUGGUUCUGGUAGUGGGUACAUUGAAACUGAGACUCAAUUGAAUAAAACUAAAACGAAUACGUUUGAAAGUUCUGGUUCAGGAAGUGCGGAAAAUAUAGAUGACACCGAAUCAGGCGAAGGAAUGUAUGAAAAAAUAAAAAAGGUUCCCCAAACACCUGUUAAAGUGAUAAAAACUUCUAAAUCCCACAAAAGAUUGCAGAAAAAUGAAAAACGGAAUAAAAUAACAAAGCAAAUUAAUGGUAAUUCAAGUCGAGAUUCCAAAUCUAAAAUGAAGAAAAUUGGACGAACUCAAAAGAAUCAAAUAAUUCCUGAUAAAGAGGAUGAUAGUUUUCCUGUAAAGCAUCUUCCAUCAUCUACUCCAUUAGACAAGAAAAACUUUACAAGCAUUGCUACAAAUUAUCUUGAACAUUCAAAACUUUCUAACAAGGAUAGAAAUGAGGAAAACUUACUGGAAGAAUUCAAAAAAUUUAAAAAGCUUUUUGAAUCAAAUUCAGCACUGCCAGAUACUGCAGGUAACGCUUCCUCUGAAAAGGUAAGUAUAUCUAACACAACGACAAAAGGAAAACAGAAUGUUGUUUUGCAAAACAAAAAUUCUACUAUGAGCAAUAACUUAAAUCAAACAAAAUCAAAAUAUACUGAAGAGAAAUCAAAAAACAAACACACAGUUCGCGUAAAUGCAUCCGUCAAGAACAAGAACAUCACAACACUAAAACAUGUGAACAGAACUGCUCACAAGGAAAGAGUUGUUCCAAUUGUACAGCAACGUUCUAAUACAAAAGGACAUAGUGUGAAAAAUAUCUCCAGGUAUAUCGAGCCAACAAGAAAUCAAAUAAAGAUAGAAAUUGAUACAAAACGAACUAAUAAUAAGAAACUGAAAACAAACGUAUCUGAGAUAAAAUCACACGUACUUAAUACUACUGUGCUAACGAAAAAACACCCAGAAAAACUAAAUCAUUCUGUCAACCAUAAACCUACCAAUAAACCUACUAAUCAUAAAGUUCAGAACCAUCCAUCGACAAAGUCUACUAAAACAACGUCGAAAUCAAGUUCUACUAUAUCCUCUCAUGACCUUCAUCAUAAAGCAACUUUAAAUAUGCUAAAUGUGAACAAACAUGUUAAUAAAACAAAUAAAAUGCAGAAUAAGAUAAACAACAACAACAACAACAAAAAGAACAUUAACAAUGGCAACAGUAACACCAACAACAAUCUCAACAACAAGAGUAACAACAUUAACAAAAACAAGGUUGACAAUAAAAAGAAAAUUCCCACAUUAAAUAUUGCAAUUGGUGAUGAAGAUACAAACAUUGCUGCUAAUAAUAAGAAACAUAAAAUAGCUGCAGUCCACAAACCUACUGCAAAAGUUAUUUCAAAUUCCAAAAAACAGGCGAGCAUUCAACAAAUUAAUAAUCGGGCAGUUAACAAAAAACCAAUGGGGAUAGCAACAGGUAAAAAUAGGUUAAAUGAAAUAACGCCAACACCAAAUGGAAGGAAGAAGAAAGUUCUGCCACAAAAGACUACUACAUUGGCUCCUCCAACACAGAAAAAACCGGCGAAAGCGAUAAAGAAUACACAGGUUAUGCAAAAACCUAAUGUAAAUAUUGCAAAACCAACUGCAAAUGUGCAGAAACCUUCAGUAAAGUCUGUUGUGAUACUAAAGGUACCGCCAAAGAUACCACAGAAUAAAACUGCAUCAGAAAGUUUGAAAAAAAAAACAGUAGUCAACAAACCUUUAAAAGAUUUAAACAAUGGAGCGAAACCAAAUAUUGAGAAUCUAUCUCCAAUAGAAAUACAUCAACCAAAGAAAGAUACUAUCAUUAGAAUACCAGAAACUGCAAAUAAAAAUGGUGUAUUGAAAAUAAAUGAAAAACCUCAGGCAAGUAUGUUGAUUAAAAAAGAACCGCAUGACUUGAGCAAGCAUUUGAAUGCAUUAACUGGAUCUAGUUUACUCUUGCAUGGCAAUCACACAAUUCAUAAUCAGAUUCCUGUCAAAACAACAAAUACGUUAAGCCCAAUUAUAAUUCCUGGUGCAAGAAUGAAUCACAUUGCGCAGCAAAAUAUUCAUCCAAAAUUAGUUGCACAUCAACUGAAUAUCAACACUCCUGUGUCUCCUGCAAAUAUAAAAAAUAUAAAAAAUAUAAAUGAUAAAACGAACAUAAGGAAAGUAGAUGUUGAUGCUGUUGCACAAAAGAAGAAUCAUGCUCAAUUUGAAAAUCAAUUGUUAAACGAGAAAAAAAAUCAACAUGAAAUUAAUACAGGUGGAAUUCUCCCAAAUCGUCUCCCUAUGGUUGCACACAAUAUAGAGAGGUUGACAAGCGUACCUGAGGGUGUCCAGAAUGUCGAUAUUCACAAAUUAAAUAUUGGCGACGCGUUGCUAAAGGAACAGCCUGUGAUUCAUCAACAGAAAGCAAUAAACAAACCAGAAAACAACCUACAUGAACUUAAAAACAACAUUGGCGAACGCGUUGGAGAAGUUAAAAAUAACCUUCCAACUACACCACAGAGGAUCAAACAAACCACAAACAAACUUUUGGACGAUCUUGACAAUUCAAUGAAGAAAAUCGCACCUAUUGAAAAAACAAAGAAUUUCAUGGAUACAAAGAAACUUCAAAAACAAAGCACUAUGAAUCCACCGAUAAACAGAACAAAUACAUCGCAACGUCACAAUCUUCCAAAAGUAGCUAUUAACGUAAAACCUAACAAAAUAAUGCCGAAAGAAACAGAACCAAUACAUGGGCUAAAACCUACAAAACUGCACAAGAAAGUUUUUGAUGAUUUCUUCCAUGAAAAUGACAAUAACACUGCUGGCUCUUCUAACACAAUUGAACAGUUUCAUCAGAAGUCAACAACGCCUGUUCCAAAAAGAGAACAAGACGACUUAAAAAAAUUCUUUGACAAUGUUGACAUAAAUGAUGAACCAGUUGAGAAUAAAACUCUUAAAACAAUCGUCCCUCAUGAGAUUCACAAACACGAAAAAGAAGAUAAAGAAAAACAAAGUGCACUUGAAUUACCUAAAGAUUGUGUAUUAACAGCCGAUGUCCAUAACAAGAUUUUCAAAUACGAUAAAAUCGACACGCUUUCUAAAAUACCCAAGGUAGACUUUCACGAGUGUGCCAAGGAAUGUUGUCAUAUCAAGAAUUGCGCCGUUGCUGCGUUGGAGGAUGGGGUCUGCCAUUUAGUGCAAUGUCAAAACAAAACAAUUUGCGAAACAUUGGUUGCCAGUAAGAAGAGUACAAGACUGAUGUUUUUUAAAUCAAGAUAUGGUAGAUCUAAUGUCACUCAAGAGUUGUAUUGCAAGAAACAACUUGCCACUGGCAUUCCGUGGCAGAAAACACUUGCUGGUACUGUUGCUCUGAGAGAUUGUCCGCGGGCUGCUUUAGGUAAAGCAAAGAGACUUUGUAACCAACAAGGAGACUGGGAACAACCUGAUUUCAGUGGAUGCAUAUCUCAUGAUUAUUCGAGAAUGUUUGACAAGGUAAAACAGCUCGGCCGUGGCAUUAACGUAAGAUCACUGCUGCAGGAAUUGGAUGACGUCACAACUCAAACCAUUGACAAUUCGUUGAUAUUUGGUGGAGAUUUAUUAAAGGCUGUGCAAGCUAUUUAUUCAAUCAGUAAAUACGUCAAUCAAACAACCAGCGAAAAGUUAAACCAUGAUGACAUGCGAAGUAUCACACGGUCUGUAAGCAAUCUUCUGGACGAAACAAAUAAAGAUGAAUGGAAGAAUCUGGGGGCCACGUCAAAAGCGAACCCAAUAGAUCCAACAAAGCUGAUGAUUUCUCUUGACACGAUUGGUUUGCGCGCUGCAGGUCAGCUACCCAGGCCAAUGAACAUGAAACCUGUCAUCACGAGAAGUAUUUUACUCGCUGUCUCAAAAAUCAAACCAGAACUGAAUGGAAGAAACUAUACCUUUCCUACCAAUAUGGUACCUCUUAUGAAUGAAUGGACUGCAAGAAAAGAUUCAAUUACUUUGCCUCGCAAUGUUUUUAAGCCCGGUGAAGUUACACUGGUCGCGAGUAUGUCUUUUAAAACGUUGGGUCAUUUUUUGCCUCACAGAUGGAAUAGAAAAAGACACGUCAUUUUUACAGAUGGUUAUGUGGUCAACAGCAAUGUCAUAUCAUGUGCAGUGCAUCCAAAACUUUCUUUCCAACACAAUGCAACUGUUACGAUCGUCUUACAGCAUUUAAAGGAAUCAAAUCCUGCUGAAUCAAAGUGUGUUUUUUGGGAUGUCAAUGACAGGGAUAAUACCGGAGGAAGCUGGUCUACUGAAGGGUGUUGGGUAGAUUUCACCAACAAAACGACAACAGUGUGCAAAUGCUCACAUCUAACUCACUUUGCAGUUCUUAGUAACAUUAACGAUCAAAAGAUAUCUGAAAAGGAACAGAAAAGGGAAAAUGUAGUCGUUGCAGCAUGGCUUGGUAUACCAGUGGCUGUCAUUCUUCUACUUGGAUCUUUAUAUGUCUGCUUCGCUUGGACAAAAAAUCCUCGAAGAAGACAUGUAGUAAUAAUGGACAAAAGACCAACGUUUCCUGAUAAAGAAGUGGUUGUCACGCAAACAAUAUCGGAAAAAUAUCCUGGUUCGCCAAACAGAUACUUGUAUGCGGCGAAUUGCACUCCAAGCCCUUCUGAGCUCGAGUGGGAGCAUGCUUGGGAUGUUCUUACUGACUGUGAGAGUCAUGAUUGCAAAGACAAGAGAAGGCCAAAAGAAACAAUGAAUAAGAAUGAAAGUACGGAGCCAGCGUUGAAUGUUGGCAGUAAACUCUUGGAUACCUCUUUUUGUGUUGCAAUAGAUGAUAUGCCGUAUACGAGUAUUUUUACCUUGCACGAAGUCACCAAGUAUUUUCAAAUCUCAUUUGAACCAAAUGCAACGUUGACCGAAUCGAAAAGUCUAAAUGAUGAAACUGAAUCGACAUGCAGUGAGGAUACUCUAAAGAAUGGUGAAUACAUGGAAAAUAAAAAAAAGGUAAAAGAAGAAGAAGAAGAGAUAACAACAGAAAACGUAGAAGAAUUAAGGAGAGAGGGAGAGAACAUAGAAUUGGAGGCAUGUGAAAUGGGUAGUAUUGCAGUAAAUGUAUACGAAGAUGGUUGCAAGACAACAUUAUUUGAUUUAGUGAAAACAAAGGAUGUUUUACCAAACAGCGCUUGCCAAGACAUUUCAUUAGAGCACGAGAAUGUAAAUGAAAAGCAUAUAACAUUUUCUAGCGUACAAACGUUUAUUGGCGUUGACUUGAGUACUUUCUCAAGAAUUCACUACUGUUUUAUUUCAAAAUUAUAUAUUCUAUUAAAGGAAAACUUUCUUGUACGUAAAUACGUCCGAUUUUCUCGAAUGGUUGUGCUGACUGAACAAAAUAAUUCAAGGCGAAAAGACCUUCAGAAAGAACAGACUGUGUUAUUAACGCCGUUUGUAAAACCGACAAUAAAAUCGAUUACAACCUUGAAAUCCACACUGCAUACGACGUCGAUAUCUCCACCGUCUACACUAACAGUUAUAACGUCAACAACAGCACCAAUUCCAACGUUUAGAAAUGAUUGGUCACUGUGGAAAGAUAUUGACUAUACGCAACCAAUCAAAAACGUUGUCGAAUCGACGGUCCAUAAAUAUAUGACUAUGGAAAAACAAUUGCAUAAAAUUAACCGUGCCUCGAAGGAGCUGUCGUUUGAAGGUUUAAAUAAAACCACGUCAAAUAGUCAAACAAUCCGACAAAAGGACGUCAAAGCGACAACGAACGUCGGACACAACUUUCGUACACAAACAGCCCAUAUGAGAAGUUACAUAGCCCUGCGUCAGCAAUCAAGACGAAAUGAUAUCCAACUGACUUAUAGAAGCACCACCAGAAAGCCUAAAAUUUAUAAAAGCGUGACGUUUAAACGAAAAAUGGGCAGUCGAGAGGGUAGUGAGAGCAAAUUGAAAAACCCAUCUAUACCAUCGCCACAGAAAAUAGCUAACAGGCCAAAUACGAAAGAAGAAUUCUUAAACGUCUUAAAAUUAAACAAGGCUAUUGUAGGGACAAAAAGCUCUCGGUGACACGAUUUUUAAAGAUUUUAUGUACUUGACGAUUGUAUCAUAUUGCUUUUUAAAAAAUUUUAUAUAUAUAUAAUUUAUAAAACAAAAAUAAUUAUUUCUCUCGGUAAGCUUAUUAAAUAAACACAAAUCAGCUGACUUUUUAACUUCAAAUUAAGCUCUUUGAGCCAAAAUUAGAUACUCUCAUAUCUCGAUAACGAAGCCGUCAUCUGUAACCGUAGUAGAGAGACAUACGAAAUACGAUAUAUAAAGAACGGGCUACCAAAUAGUCUAUUAUAAUACUCAACUUUCUGUUUGUGAAUCAAAGAUGGUGGCUGCGAGUGUCGACUGGUGAAUUCCCGUGGGUUUUGUCGACAUGUUACGACUAGUUCCUAACCAGUUGCGACGGUUAGUAUAAUUAGGCUAGUGGUAAGUCAGUUGAAAAAUUUUACAGGAAUUCACCAGUCGAUACUUGCACUUACUACGGGCUUUUUUAUAAGAAUAUCAAAAUUCUAACAA
Hydractinia symbiolongicarpus is the source of this 9043-nucleotide messenger RNA. RefSeq lists its product as uncharacterized. Gene Ontology annotation, cellular component: membrane. The transcript is spliced from 20 exons. The record is from RefSeq and is a predicted model, not a curated record. Gene Ontology annotation, molecular function: G protein-coupled receptor activity. NCBI's taxonomy places the organism in Eukaryota, Metazoa, Cnidaria, Hydrozoa, Anthoathecata, Hydractiniidae. The coding region runs from base 890 to 8548 and encodes 2552 amino acids.